Populus trichocarpa (black cottonwood) is the source of this 1477-nucleotide messenger RNA. RefSeq names its product meiotic recombination protein DMC1 homolog. Bases 176 to 1210 code for a protein of 344 amino acids. Gene Ontology annotation, cellular component: nucleus; condensed nuclear chromosome. The record is from RefSeq and is a predicted model, not a curated record. Gene Ontology annotation, biological process: DNA recombinase assembly; mitotic recombination; chromosome organization involved in meiotic cell cycle. Lineage: Eukaryota; Viridiplantae; Streptophyta; Magnoliopsida; Malpighiales; Salicaceae. Gene Ontology annotation, molecular function: DNA strand exchange activity; ATP hydrolysis activity; double-stranded DNA binding. The transcript has 15 exons.
UGAAAUAAAUUUUAAAAUCCCCCCUGAAUUCCAGACUCCCGCCUCUUUAAAUUCACGCCUGUCUCACACAUUUUGCAUUUCAAAUCAAAAUCUCUCUCUCUCUCUUAAACAAAUUACUAUUAACAAACACUAAAAGUCUAAAAGUUGAAGUUUCUUCUACUGCAAGUCAGCGAAGAUGAUGGCCGCACUCAAAGCUGAAGAGCAAAACCAUCUACAGCUUAUGGAGCGAGAAGAAAUGGAUGGCGAAGACGACUUGUUCGAAGCAAUCGAAAAGUUGAUCAAUCAAGGCAUCAAUGCUGGAGAUGUCAAGAAGCUUCAAGAUGCAGGUAUUUACACCUGCAAUGGCUUGAUGAUGUUCACGAAGAAGCACUUGACUGGAAUCAAAGGAUUGUCCGAGGCUAAAGUUGAUAAGAUUUGUGAAGCUGCUGAAAAGAUAGUAAAUUAUGGUUAUAUAACCGGAAGUGAUGCUCUGCUCAAAAGGAAAUCUGUGAUUCGCAUCACAACUGGAAGUCAAGCCCUGGAUGAACUCUUAGGGGGUGGGAUUGAAACUUCGGCUAUCACAGAAGCUUUUGGGGAAUUCCGAUCCGGGAAGACACAGCUCGCUCAUACUCUUUGCGUCUCUACACAGCUUCCUACACAAAUGCAUGGUGGAAAUGGAAAGGUUGCUUACAUUGAUACUGAAGGAACUUUCCGACCUGAUAGAAUUGUCCCUAUAGCUGAAAGAUUUGGAAUGGACCCAGGAGCUGUCCUUGACAAUAUCAUUUAUGCCCGUGCAUAUACUUAUGAGCAUCAAUACAACUUGCUUCUUGGUCUGGCUGCAAAAAUGUCUGAAGAGCCGUACAGACUUCUGAUUGUUGAUUCUGUUAUCGCUCUCUUUCGGGUGGAUUUUACUGGAAGGGGAGAGCUUGCAGAGCGUCAGCAAAAAUUGGCACAGAUGCUGUCUCGGUUGAUAAAGAUAGCUGAGGAAUUUAACGUUGCAGUCUACAUGACCAACCAAGUCAUAGCUGACCCAGGUGGAGGAAUGUUCAUAUCAGAUCCGAAAAAACCAGCAGGAGGGCAUGUGCUUGCCCAUGCAGCCACUAUCAGGUUGAUGUUCAGGAAAGGCAAAGGUGAACAGCGGGUAUGCAAGGUGUUCGAUGCCCCAAAUUUGCCUGAGGCUGAAGCAGUAUUUCAGAUAACAUCAGGAGGCAUUGCAGAUGCAAAGGACUAGAAAAAUGACACUGCUAGAGGUGCUUCUGCGGAGCUAUAGGAGUUGGAAGUAGUAAAAUAUCUCAUUUUUCCUGCUAUACUCGUAGAUUUGUUAUAUGCGUGCUUCUGCUGGAGAAAUGCCAUUGACAGUAUUCAACUUAUCUGUAUGCUGUUUUAAAUGGUUUUCUCAUGGCUGUUCUUGUCGUUUUGUUUUGCGAACCACAUGGCCGCUCUUGUCCAUGCUUCGAAUUUCCUAACCUCUUUGAUAGCAGCAUUCGUUGAAAACUAA